AUGAUUAUUAAGUUGGUGGCUAGAGAGUACACCCUAAACAUCGUUAGCGCCUAUGCGCUACAUGUGGGCCUAGAUGAGGAGGUUAAACGACGCUUCUUGGAGGAGUUAGAUAAGAUUGUGCGCCAGGUUCCGCCUGCUGAGAAGCUAUUCAUAGGAGGAGAUUUCAAUGGACAUAUUGGGUCGACUGCUGGUGGUUACGGCGAGGUGCAUGGAGGCUUUGGAGAGAGGAACGGAGGACGUACCUUGCUAUUGGACUUCGCUAAGAGCAGUGACGUUCUUGUGCACUACUCAACCUCCUUUUUUUCUUCCAUCAUGGUUACUGAUGCUGCUUCUGCAGGGAAAUCUACUGACGUCACAGCAGUAGAUCCCAAGACCACCGUCAUGGAUUCCAGUCACUCAUAUUAUCUUCAUUCCUCUGACUUUCCACGGAUAAAUCUUGUGAAUUUACCAUUUGAUGGCAGAGGUUAUGGAAGCUGGCAUAGGUAA
Nicotiana tabacum (common tobacco) is the source of this 486-nucleotide messenger RNA. The record is from RefSeq and is a predicted model, not a curated record. NCBI's taxonomy places the organism in Eukaryota, Viridiplantae, Streptophyta, Magnoliopsida, Solanales, Solanaceae.